Thamnophis sirtalis is the source of this 1084-nucleotide messenger RNA. It is a transcript of the gene PAX9, whose product is annotated as paired box 9. NCBI's taxonomy places the organism in Eukaryota, Metazoa, Chordata, Lepidosauria, Squamata, Natricidae. Gene Ontology annotation, biological process: regulation of transcription by RNA polymerase II; anatomical structure development. The record is from RefSeq and is a predicted model, not a curated record. Gene Ontology annotation, molecular function: RNA polymerase II cis-regulatory region sequence-specific DNA binding; DNA-binding transcription factor activity, RNA polymerase II-specific.
CCCCGCGCCGAGUUUCCUCCGGGGAUCUCCACGCACCCUGCCCGGCGUCCUGAGUCACACCAUGGAGCCAGCCUUCGGGGAGGUCAACCAGCUCGGCGGGGUCUUCGUCAACGGCCGCCCUUUGCCCAACGCCAUCCGGCUUCGGAUUGUGGAACUAGCUCAGCUGGGCAUCCGACCGUGCGACAUCAGCCGGCAGCUGCGCGUCUCCCACGGCUGCGUCAGCAAGAUCCUGGCGCGCUACAACGAGACCGGCUCCAUCUUACCCGGGGCCAUCGGAGGAAGCAAGCCGCGGGUCACCACGCCGACGGUAGUGAAGCACAUCCGGACUUACAAGCAAAGGGAUCCGGGCAUUUUUGCUUGGGAGAUCCGGGACCGGCUGCUGGCCGACGGCGUGUGCGACAAGUACAACGUCCCCUCGGUCAGUUCCAUUAGCCGGAUUCUGCGCAACAAGAUUGGAAACCUGUCUCAGCAGAAUCACUACGAGGCUUACAAGCAGCACCAGGCAGCUCCGCAGCCGCCCCUGCCUUACAACCACAUCUACUCUUAUCCCAGCCCCAUAGCUGCAGCAGGUGCCAAGGUGCCUACCCCGCCUGGCAUGCCGACGAUCCACAGCGCCGUCCAUAUGCCUCGGACCUGGCCCUCCUCUCAUUCCGUCACUGACAUCUUGGGAAUUAGGUCCAUAACAGAUCAAGUGAGCGACAGCUCGCCCUAUCACAGCCCCAAGGUGGAAGAGUGGAGCAGCCUGAGCAGAAGCGGCUUCACGGCCCAGCACGUUGCGGUGAACGGGCUGGACAAGGGCUCCCUCGAGCACGAGACCAAGUACAGCCAGGCACCAAGCUGCCUUCCAACUGUCGGAAGCUUUGUCUCUGCACCAACCAUGGCACCUUAUCCCGCAGCAGCCCAGGUGUCCCCUUAUAUGGCGUACAGUGCUGCUCCUUCUGGCUACGUAGGUAGUCACGGCUGGCAGCAUGCUGGGGGCACCCCUCUUUCACCCCACAACUGUGAUAUUCCAGCUUCACUGGCUUUCAAGGGCAUGCAAGCAGCCAGAGAAGGUAGUCACUCCAUCACCGCCUCUGCACUCUGA